AUGACCUCGCUCGGGGAGCUUCCGCCGGAGUUGUACAAUUUGUUCGUCGACCAUCUCGACCUGGCCGACAUCAAGAAUAUGCGACUUGUUAGUCGUGACGUUGCCGAUAAAGCUACCCAGGAUCGGUUUCACUCUUUUUACAAGAGCAAGCAUCUCGAUAUCACAAAGCGUAAUCUGGAGGACUUUGUUUGGAUAGUGUCGAACAGCGCUCUGGCGAAGAAACUGGAAGAUCUGUCGCUCGUGGCCCUUGUCCCCAAUACAGUACGCCUGAAGGACAUUAUCAUCACUCGCAAACGACCAACUCCAUUGAUGAUCGAAACGAACUGGGACGAAGAUGACGGAGAUGAGGAAGAGCUGGAAAAUUGCAGCGAUGAAGCUUUGUCCAAAGUCAUGGACGACUUCAUCGUGUUGAGCGAGUGGCAGGAUGAUGGCGACCGUCUUCGCAAGAACGGGAGGGACGUGUGCCUUCUGAGCAGAGCGCUUAGCGGACUUGCAGCUGACGGCGUUAGCUUGCGAAGCCUGUCCACCUCGGUCGUGACCUACCAAUACGACACCACUACUAGGCUUUUUCCGGUAGAAGUGAAGUGCCGCCUAUGGGUCCAAGAGGCAGCGGCACAUACGUUCAGCAUGGCCAUGAAGAGCCUGCGCCACAGUGGUUUGCGCGUCGAGUGCCUCCACUUCUUCUGCCUCGACCAAGCUUGCGGCGUCGCUCACGACACGCUGUCACAAUUCAACUGGACGCAGCCCAAGGCCUUCCACCUGGCAGCUCUGAGGGUGCUCUCGCUUCGUCUCACGGAUCAGGUCAUUUUCGAAUCCGCGUACGCUACAAGGAAUGGGGGAGAUCAUUCGCGAACGGACUCGAGGCACCUGACCGACGAAACACGUCAUCCGCUACCCACGCUGGAGGAGUUGGAAGAGAAUGCAAGGCAGUCAACGAUCGCCCUCACUCGUAUGUUGGAGGCAUGCUCGAACCUCGAAGUAUUGGAACUCGCAAAGUAUAACUUGAGCUACAAGUCCGCGGAGUUGAACAUAGCUACAAUGCGAUCCAGGCCUCGAUACAUGGACAGUCUCGCGCUGAUGCGGCCGAUGAAAACCUUGCGCAGCCUGCAUCUGGCGGGCUUUUGCACGGAUGAGGAUCAGCUCGCAGCUUUUCUCAGAGCGCAUGGUCCAGUGCUCGAAGAUCUCAGGUUGCGUAACAUUCGCCUUGUCCAGGGAAGCUGGCGCCGCACACUGUCCGUCCUCACCGAAGCCGCGUUUUCGCUUGAUAGUCUCCAUUUGGAAGACUUGUCAGAUAAUGACGGCCACGUCAUGUGCUUCAGCAACAACCAAGAGGAUUCUGAGUGCACUGAAGUUGAGGACGGUCAUAUUGAAGGCAACGAUAUCUACCGAUGGGGCGCAGAUACAUGGCAGCCAAUAACCUUCCGCGAGGACCGCGAACUGGACUACGACGAUGAUGAUGUGCAAUUGUGGUCGCGAGCAAUAGCAAACUCCGACCCUUCCACAUCCCAACGCAAGACGCCACAGAAAUUUCGCCGAAAAAGCAUGUCACAAGCCGGUCCAGCACUCUCUCCCUCCGCCAUAAUCGUAAUCUGCAUCCUCAUCGCAGGUGCCUUGGUUCUCUGCAGCUGGGCUCUGUUCCGCCACUUGUGCUCCGACCGCGACGACGAGAACUUCGGACUGGAUCGAGCAGCGCCGGACAUGAGGGAGAGAUUCAGCCAGGCGCAGUACAUGCGGUUGGUCAGGUUGAAGGCAAAGGAGGACUUGAUGGGAAGAAGUGGAGCGAGAAGGGAGAAGGGAAUGGGAAGUGGAGAUUGGGGGUCUUGGAGCGCGGCCAUGAACCGGUCGACGAGAAAGCUAGUCGAGCGACUGGACAGCUCGCGACCGAGUCACGCCUUGCGGGAACGCCAGCGGAAAGAACCAGACUGUGCAGCCAAUUGGGACGCCAACGUCUAA
This is a messenger RNA of Zymoseptoria tritici IPO323, 1953 nucleotides long. RefSeq lists its product as uncharacterized. NCBI's taxonomy places the organism in Eukaryota, Fungi, Ascomycota, Dothideomycetes, Mycosphaerellales, Mycosphaerellaceae. The transcript has 3 exons. Gene Ontology annotation, molecular function: protein binding. The record is from RefSeq and is a predicted model, not a curated record. The coding region runs from base 1 to 1953 and encodes 650 amino acids.